Messenger RNA from Protopolystoma xenopodis, 639 nucleotides. The record is from the annotation of a GenBank genome assembly. Lineage: Eukaryota; Metazoa; Platyhelminthes; Monogenea; Polystomatidea; Polystomatidae.
AUGUGCUCUAGUCUGGAGUCUGACCCUCUUGCCGGAACCAUGACCCCCGAUUCCCUUGAACUCCGGACUCCCCGUCCCCCCCGAGGGGGGGACUCUAAUGCUAUACAAACAAUCGGCAAAAGCGUCACCAAAGGCUUUCCACCUGCCCCCCUUUCGUGCAAUCGUGACUUGCCCCCUUUCCCGCCCGGCCCGGUUAUUGGAGAUCUAAUCGCGGCCGGCGUAGUUGGGCACAAAAGGGAUCACAAACGCCGAAACGGUACCGGCCGGACUUGCCUCCGUCAACACCCCCAGCCCAUUGCACACCCCGACACAAACGGCCUCACCGCUGACCUGCAACCAGAGCCCGUGGGCUCGGCCACGGUUGUACUCCAAUCAUUUUUCCAUCUCAACCUGCAGGUAACCACAACCUUUGUCGUACAUGCGCCAGAAAAACUGGCUCCGAGAAACUCAGCCAACCCGCCCAAUGUCCCGUCGACCGAUGGCCCAUCUGCCGGUGACAAGUUUCGCAUUCAUGUCGGCAUUCACGGCUAUGAACACACUCUACUCGAAGGGUGGGCCUCGAACUUGGCUCUUUCGCAGGGACGCAUCUUCUUAUGGUUCGGGAGUCACUUGGUCCUCUUUGAAAGGAGGCAAGGCUAA